AAAUAAUAAUAUAAAAAGCAGUAGUAUUUAUUCUCUUGUUUGAAGAAAUCAGUUAUUAAAUUAAUUAUAAAACUACUUAUUAUAUAUAUUUUGUUGAAUUCGUUAAAAAAAAAAUUACGUAUAAUUUACUUAACUGAUUUCUUCAAACAAGAGAAUAAAUACUACUGCUUUUUAUAUUAUUAUUUUUUUUUUUAAUUGAAAAAUAUAAACCAAUUUAGUUUACAAUCAGAGUUUAGAGAAACUGUCUAUGCAUGAAAAUAUUAAUUAAUAAAAUUAAUUGUAAAAGUGUGCGGUAUACUCAAGGGUAUACAGCUGUAGAUUUAUCCUCUUGUUUGUUGAAAUCAAUUAAAUUAAUUAUAAAAUUACUCAUCAUAUCUCGUAUCAUAAUAUAUAUUUUGUUGAAUUUAUUAAAAAAAAAUUAUGUUUAAUUUACUUAAUUCAAUUUCAAAUAAUUUCUUGAUGAAUAAUCUCCUUCAGGUUAGGUUACGCCGAGCUUGGAAAUAAGCGGGAACAAGGGGAAUAUAAGUAACUUGUUCCGCCUUAUUUUCUAUUAUUACCCUGAAGUUAAGUUUUUAGCGUGCGGGGGCCGGGGGCCCUAUAGCAACGAAUAUAGACUUGGUAUAGAAGGAAGGUCAGUAUUGGCGCCGGGGUCCCAUUUUUAAAUACACGGAGAGCCUAUACUACACUAUAGCUGUCCCCCAAGUUUUCGUCCCUUCAAUUUAACCCGUGACCGUUCUUCUAUACCAAGUCUAUAUUCGUUGCCUAUAGUCAGGGACGUAUAGUAUACAAAAUACCAUUUCCAAACAAAAAACAAUGAAUUAAAGAUAAGGCUACAUUUUAAAUUUAAUAACAAUAGCAGAUACAAAUAUAAGUUAUAUAAUAGCUGAAAAAACUAUCAAUGUUCAUAAUCACAACUAUAUUAAAACAUGAGUAAUAAAGAACGAGAAAAUAUUAUUACUUUAAACAAAAACGUUUCUAAUGAAUCAAAUCCAAAUGAUCAUGAUAUAACAGGUGCUAUAUUUCUUGUUGGAGUAACUGGUAUUUUCUUUUUUAGCGGAUUUAGUAGUUCUCUAGCAACUUUAAGAAGAAAAAGUCCAAAAUUAUUUAGUAAAGGAUUAUAUAAAAAUGAACAUUAUAACGAUACAGGAGCAGAUUUAGCUUUGCGAGCACUUAAGUGGGGUUCAUUUUAUUCUGUAAUAAGUUGCAGUGCUAUAUUUUAUGGAAUAUGGAAAUUGUCUGGAGCAUCAAGUUUUAAGGAAUUUCGAUGUAAAAUGAAAAAUAUACUACCUCAAAUAUCAAAAGAUCCUUCUCUACAUGAAACAUAAAUUAAUCAUGUACAAAAUAAAAAUUGAUUAUUUUAAAUCUUA
Nasonia vitripennis (jewel wasp) is the source of this 1367-nucleotide messenger RNA. RefSeq names its product transmembrane protein 242. The transcript is spliced from 3 exons. NCBI's taxonomy places the organism in Eukaryota, Metazoa, Arthropoda, Insecta, Hymenoptera, Pteromalidae. Bases 927 to 1325 code for a protein of 132 amino acids. The record is from RefSeq and is a predicted model, not a curated record.